AUGUCUUGCACAUUUGCAGACAUAUCAAUCAAUCAAGAUGAUGUGAAUUACUCGUUCGCGCUGCUUUUGACUUGGACACUAUCUAUGCGGCCUGUUUCUCUGCACUGCCUGGCUCGCAAAUCAUAUUUCGAACAAAUAGGAGCGCAGUUGCAGCGGAGCAGGCAUAUGAAUCCGAAUGGAAUAGCAACGCAGUCGACAUCCAGCGCAGGUGCAGAGGUUGACAUCAGGCAGGCAACAGGCGAGGACCAGAAUCAGCGCGAAAUCGUGAGAUCUCCGUCGAACAGCAUCGCUAGAAAAUCUCAUAUGUGUCCCAUUCUCUACGGAAAUCUUGUGUUCCUGGUUCACCAAUAUUUUGGCCGUUUUCCGUCGAUACAGUACGCUGUAGUAUACGUUCUGUCAGGAGCACUUGGGACAGGAUAA
Molecule: messenger RNA, 420 nt
Organism: Suillus subalutaceus
Lineage: Eukaryota; Fungi; Basidiomycota; Agaricomycetes; Boletales; Suillaceae
Exons: 7
Coding region: 1-420 (139 amino acids)
Source: RefSeq, a predicted model, not a curated record